AUGGUUGGACUCACAUCUGCCUCGGGCCUGGUCGGCUUCCUGUCGGAGCCUGAUCCAGAGCUCAAGGUGUUUGCGCUGAAGACCCUCGAUGCCGAAGUCGAUGUGCUUUGGACUGAUAUCGUCGAUGCAAUUACCCAAAUAGAAGCGUUGUACGAAGACGAGACCUUCCCAGAGCGUGAGCUUGCGGCCUUGGUCGCCUCGAAAGUAUAUUAUCAUCUACAAGAAUAUAACGAAAGCAUGGUUUUCGCGCUUGGAGCUGGUAAACUUUUGGACUUGGACAACGGUGGCGAGUUUGAACAGACCAUUAUUUCGAAAUGUGUCGAUACGUUUAUCUCACUCUCUGCCAGCCGCCGCCCGGCUACCGGUGAAGCCCCAGUGCCGCUUAACACCGCCUUCCCUGCCUCGUCUAACGGCGCCACCAAUACUUCCGCCAGUCUUACAUCUCCUAUCACGCCAUUCUCGCAGUCCGCCCUUCCAUCGAAAUCGCUUCUCUCCCGAGAAGAGGACCCGAGUUUAGCCACCCCCUACCCCGGAGGAGAGAGUGAUGCCAAGCUAGAGGAAACCCCCCUCGUUGUGAGCAGGGGUGUCCAGAAGCAGCUUCAAGUCGUCAUUGAGCGAUUAUUUGAACAGUGCUUCCGGCAACAACGCUAUCGUCAAGUUGUCGGUAUCGCAAUUGAGGCUAAGAAUUUGGAUGUCCUUCGCACGGCAAUUCUUCGUUGCAGCGAAGCCGAAAAGCAACAGCAGGGAGAGUCUUCAAGACACGGUGAGGAGUUGAUGGAAUAUGUGUUGGACAUUUGCAUGGGCAUUGUCCAAGAGCGCGGUUUCCGUAAUGAGAUCUUGAAGCUUAUUUUGGAGCUUUUGAACCACAUCCCCUCGCCCGAUUAUUUCUCAAUUGCCAAAUGUGUUGUCUACCUUAAUGAACAUUCGAUGGCUACCGAUAUCCUUCGCCAACUUGUUGACAAGGGCGAUGCUAGGUCACUAGCAGUUGCAUACCAAAUCUCAUUCGAUCUGUACGACAACAGCACACAAGAAUUCUUGAACAAGGUUAUCGGACAAGUUUCCGAACUUGUACCAGAUGAGGCUGAUAAGGAGGAUUCGGGAGAAGGUGAGGCAACUGAAUCAGAUUCUUUACUUCAGAACCAGUCGUCCUCGCAAAGCAAUCUGUCAAAGGAAGCUCGCGAUGCCUUCAAGGCCAUCCGCGACAUCUUGGAUGGAUUCAAGACCAUUCAGUUGAACCUCGAAUUCCUUUAUCGGAGCAACAAGGCCGAUAUUGCCAUUCUCAACAAGGUGCGGGAUAGCCUCGAAGCUAGGAACUCGAUCUUCCAUAACGCUGUUACAUUCUCCAACGCAUUUAUGCAUGCCGGAACAACACACGACAAAUUCUUCCGUGAUAACCUGGAGUGGCUUGGUAAGGCUGUCAACUGGUCAAAAUUCACUGCAACUGCUGCACUUGGUGUUAUCCACCGAGGAAAUCUGUCGCAGGGCCAGAAGCUUCUUGCUCCAUACCUCCCCAAGGAACACAUUUCCGGCGUUGGCAGUACGGGCUCCGUCUAUAGCCAAGGUGGUUCGCUCUACGCAUACGGUUUGAUCUACGCCAACCAUGGUGGCGACGCUGUCGAGCUUAUCCGUGACCACUUUAAGAAGGCGACAGAAGAAGUGGUUCAGCAUGGUGGCGCUUUGGGACUCGGUGUGGCUGCUAUGGCCACAGGGGAUGAGGGCAUCUGGGAGGAUCUCAAAUCCGUUCUGUAUACGGACUCUGCGCUCAAUGGUGAGGCCGUAGGGUUGGCCAUGGGUCUUGUCAUGCUGGGAACUGGCAACAUGAAGCUCCUGGAAGAGAUGGUUCAAUAUGCUCAUGAAACGCAGCACGAGAAAAUCGUUCGGGGUCUUGCACUGGGUAUGGCCCUGAUCAUGUACAGCCGACAGGAAGCCGCCGAUGAGCUCAUCAACGGAUUGUUGGGUGACCCUGACCCCUACCUCCGUUACGGUGGUAUCAUGACCAUUGCACUGGCAUACUGCGGCACAGGAAGCAACAAAGCUGUUCGCAGGCUCCUUCAUGUUGCCGUCAGUGACGUCAAUGACGAUGUUCGUCGCGUGGCUGUCAUGAGUUUGGGUUUCAUCCUUUUCCGCAAGCACCAGAGCGUUCCUCGUAUGGUUGAAUUGCUCUCAGAGUCCUACAACCCUCAUGUUCGUUACGGUGCUGCGAUGGCUCUAGGUAUUUCUUGCGCUGGAACGGGUCUUGAUGAGGCCAUUGACCUUCUUGAGCCCAUGUUGAAAGACCCCACGGAUUUCGUUAGGCAAGGAGCUCUGAUUUCGCUUGCAAUGGUCCUGGUUCAGCAGAACGAGACCAUGAACCCCAAGGUCGGAUCGAUUCGCAAGGCCAUGAUGAAGAUCAUUGGUGAUCGCCACGAAGAUGCCAUGGCCAAAUUCGGAUGCGCCCUCGCUCUAGGUAUCAUUGAUGCCGGCGGUCGCAACUGUACCAUCAGCCUUCAGACUCAGACCGGCAAUCUCAACAUGCCUGGUAUUGUUGGAGCUGCGGUUUUCACGCAAUACUGGUACUGGUUCCCUCUUGCACACUUCCUCUCUCUCAGCUUUACGCCAACGGCGGUCAUCGGUGUUGACCAGAAGCUCGAGGUGCCCGUGUUCAAAUUCCACAGCAACACACGGCCCAGCCUCUUUGACUACCCACCUGAGCAGCAAGUCAAGGCCGACGAAGCUCCCGAAAAGGUCAAGACCGCUGUUCUUUCGACGACUGUCCAAGCCAAGCGUCGCGCACAGCGUCGAGAGAAGCAACAACAACAACGCGAGAGCAUGGAUAUCGACCAAACGCCCACGACACCCAAGGUCUCAGGCCAACUACCCGAGAAGAUGGAAACAGAUGAGGGUGCUGCAAAGGAGGGAGACGAAAGCAAGGCCGCAGAAAAGGAGGAAGCCCCCGUCGAAGGCCAAAAGAAGAAGGCCGAAAAGGAGAAGGUUGGGUACGAGCUUGAGAAUAUGUCUCGAGUCCUUCCAGCGCAACUCAAGUACUUGACAUUCCCCGACCCCCGUUACGAGCCUGUCAAGAGGCCUACUGGAGGUGUGGUUGUUGCCCUAGACAAGAACCCAGACGAGGAACGGGAAACGAUCGAGCUGCGGGCAAGCAAAGAUGUCCGCCAGGCUGCGACACCAGACACAUUACAAGAUCUUCAAGAUCGCCUGCAAGCUGCUGCUGCUGGUGUGUCCGCCCUAGAGACGCCACAACGCGGGGCUUCCGGCGCUGCAUUGGCGGCGGGAGUGCUGACUGCCGUCGACGAGGACGAAGAGGGCGCAGAAGAUGCGCCUGUGCCGGAUGACUUCAGCUACGAUACGGACAAUAUGGAAGAGGAUUAA
Messenger RNA from Talaromyces rugulosus, 3366 nucleotides. RefSeq lists its product as uncharacterized. The coding region runs from base 1 to 3366 and encodes 1121 amino acids. Gene Ontology annotation, molecular function: enzyme regulator activity. Lineage: Eukaryota; Fungi; Ascomycota; Eurotiomycetes; Eurotiales; Trichocomaceae. Gene Ontology annotation, cellular component: proteasome storage granule; proteasome complex; nucleus. The record is from RefSeq and is a predicted model, not a curated record. Gene Ontology annotation, biological process: proteasome-mediated ubiquitin-dependent protein catabolic process; regulation of protein catabolic process. The transcript has 5 exons.